Entamoeba histolytica HM-1:IMSS is the source of this 630-nucleotide messenger RNA. RefSeq lists its product as uncharacterized. NCBI's taxonomy places the organism in Eukaryota, Evosea, Mastigamoebida, Endamoebidae. Bases 1 to 630 code for a protein of 209 amino acids. The transcript has a single exon. The record is from RefSeq and is a predicted model, not a curated record.
AUGAAUGUUGUAGUAGAUAAUAAUGGAGGCACAGAUGUAUGUUGCAAUUUAUACAAAGUUAAUAUUAGUUCAAACAAAGAAAAAGAACCUAUCUUUCAAUUAGACACCACAAAAACCCCACUUCAAAUUGCUUUUAAAACGAUUAUCCCUAAAAAGUUGGAUGGAGCUAAAGAUGAAAUGGGAUGUUCAAUUGGUCUUUACAAUAAUGGAUGUAAAUUAAAUAUUCGACUAAGUGUUAAAAUACUAAAACAACUUUAUUCAAUGAUUAAGUCAUGUUCAGGUGAAAACAAUCCCCUUCCAAAAUUUGUUCAAGAAAUUACACCACCUCCUAUGCUUAUCAAUUUGGAAUUCCUUGAAAUCCAACCAAUUGAAGGUAACUUUAAAAUAGAAGGUGGAAUUGAUUUAUUAAAAAAUACGUUCUCUGUACCUUCUACUCUUUUAAAGAUAGAAAAUGUUUGUGGAGAUAUUAACUCAUUAUUAAAUGGCAUUACAACGAGUAUUGAAGAUAAGGCAAUGAAAAAACUUUAUCCCUUGUUUUUGUGGAUUUUGUCUGGGUUAUUCCCACAAUUUGCUAAUAUUUCUGGUGUGAAAUCAUUUAUUUCUUCACUUCUAACAUCAUUUUCUAAUUAA